UUGGGUGUCGGUUGGGUUUCACCGGCGUCCAAGCUGACGUUCAGUCGGCGCGUGGUGUUCCAACGGUUCGGAAGAGAGGCAUCAGCUUUCCAAUCUUUUUGUUGUAGUUUUUGUUGUUGUUGUUGUUGUUGUUGUUGUUGCAAUUGCUUUAACAGUGCACCUGGAGUGGCUACACAGGCAACAUCGUGUCGUGCAUAUAUAGGUGAACCGUGUGGCAGCCCCUUUGUGAACCGCCGAGUGCCGGGUUACAGUCAGAUCAAUCCCGCACGGCUAACAGACACACAACUUUGCGACGUUGACAGCGUGUACAUCAGCCCGGCAAAGCGUUUGCGGCACACCGAACUAGAGAACAACCCCACACGGACGCGCGCUGGUCAAUGUGCCCGCCGGGGCACGCGGCAUGGAUACGGUGCGCUUUUCAAUCAUAGAAAAUGAGAUGCGCUGGGAGGAUGAGUACCGGAUGUACUACCAGGAGGAGCAGGCGGACGAGGGCAGCGAGCCGACGGACAGUGCCGGCCGCUUCCGGCUGAGCAUCUCGAGCGAGAGCGACGUCGGUGGCGUCGAGAUUUCGUCCCCGAACCAGCCGCACGAUUUUGGCAGCGGGCGCGAAGGGCAGGAAGAGAUCUGGGCGUACGCCGACAUUGAGGCGGGGCUGAAGGAGCUGCCCGGGGGUGAUCGGGUGGCCGAGCUGCUCGGCUGCAGUGUGGUGCCGGCCGGCGACAUCCUGCAGGACACGGGCCCCGACCAGCGCGACACGGUCGUACUGCUGGCGGUGUGGUACAGCAAGCACGACCUGCUGCGCAAGCUGCUCGCGCUCGACGGCGUCAGUGCGGGCGUGUGCGAUGCGGCCGGCCGGACCGCGCUCCAUCUGGCCUGCUACAUCGGCGACUACAAGGCGACGGAGGUGCUGCUGCAGCACGGCGCCAAGGCACAGUGCUGGGAUCGGGAGAAAACCGCCACACCGCUGCACUGUGCGGCCAGCUGCGGCAGCCUCGAGUGCGUAACGCUCCUGCUCGCCCAGAGCGUGGACAUCAACGCCGGCAUCGAGAAGCACUCCGCGCUGCACUACGCGGUCAUGCGCAACAGCAAGCGCUGCGUCGAGUAUCUGCUCGCGCACGGUGCCAACCCGAACACGCCGCAGGUCUACACGCAGACGCCGCUGCACGUGGCGGCCGCCCUCGGGUACGGCGAGUGUAUGGAGCUGCUGCUGGCGCACGGGGCCGACGCCCGGUCCCAGUACGGGCAGAAGAAGAUCACCGCCCUGCAUCUGGCCGCCUCGGAGAACUAUCUCGACUGCGUGCGGCUGCUGGUGGCGGCGGGCGCCAACAUCGACGCCCGCAACCGGGACCAGCAGACGCCCCUGCACCUGGCCUGCCUGUCCCAGUGCCACGAAACCGUCACGUACCUGAUCGCCCAGCGGGCCGACGUGCACGCGGUCUACCGGGACGGGCGCACCGCCCUGCACGCCUCGAUCGUGAAGGAGUCCCGGUUUUGGGACUGCACGCUCAGCCUGCUGAAGGCGAAGGUGGACGUGAACCGGGCGGACAACUUCGGCUACACGCCGCUCCACAUUGCCGCACUGAACGAGUUCAGCACGUGCGUGUACAUGCUGAUCGAGUACGGUGCGGACAUCACGGCGCGCACGAACGGUGGCGUAUCGGCGCUGUCGUUCAUCAUACGCCGCACGCCGGAAAUAAUACCGCGCUACGUGGACAAGCUCGAUGCGGCGAUCAGCGUGAACAGCAUACACGAGAUCGGCGACGUGGACUGCGAGAUACGGCUGGACUUUCGGCUGCUGGUGCCGAACAACGACCGCGGCGAGACCGAGCUGCUGCUCGCGUUCAUCGAGGUGGGCCAGAAGCGCAUCCUGAAGCAUCCGCUCUGCGAAACGUUCCUGCUGCUCAAGUGGCGCCGGAUACGGAAGUUUUUCAUCUUCAGCCUGUUCUACCACGGGCUGUUCGUGCUGCUGUUUACCGCGUACGUGCUCGGGGUGUACGUGCGCGACUGCCGGGCAGAGCCGUGCCCGCUGCCCGCCUACAUACCGGCGGUCGGGUACGUCAUCAUCCUGUUCAACCUGGUGCUGCUGACGAAGGAGAUCUUCCAGAUGAUGCACGGCUUCGUCAGCUACGUCCGGUACUGGGAGAACUGGCUGCAGUGGAGCAUCGUGAUCGGCAUUUUUCUCUGCACGCACAACACACUGAACGAAUCGAACGCCAUCAUGAACUGGCAGCACCAUGUGGCGGCCGUCGUCAUCUUUCUGGCCUGGCUCGAGCUGAUGAUGUUGGUGGGCCGGUUUCCCAUCUUCGGCCUGUACGUGCAGAUGUUUACCACCGUGGCGGUAAACUUUUCCAAAUUUCUGAUGGCCUACUGCUGCCUGCUGGUCGCGUUCGGCCUCAGCUUCUGCGUGCUGUUCCCGAACUACAUCGCGUUCAAGGAGAUACCGCGCUCGCUGCUGAAAACGAUCGUGAUGAUGGCGGGCGAGCUCGAGUUCGAGGACAUCUUCUACGGGGAGAAUCUGAAGAUCGAGUAUCCUGCCACCGCGCACGGCAUGUUUCUCGCGUUCGUCCUGCUAGUGACGGUCAUCCUGACCAAUCUGCUGGUCGGUCUGGCCGUCAGCGACAUCCAGGGGCUGCAGCAGUCGGCCGGGCUCGACCGGCUGUCCCGCCAGGCGGAACUGAUUUCCCGGCUGGAGAGUCUCAUGUUUUCGCGCCUGCUGCGCAAAGCGCCGAUCCGCAUCUGGGCCAUCUUUCAGAAGAUCGCGCUGCUGAAGACGUCCCGCUGCCGGUUACACUUUCGCGUCAAGCCGAACGAUCCGCGCGAGAAGCGGAUUCCGCGGGAGCUCAUCACCUCGAUCUACAAGCUGGUGGCGGAGCGGCGCGAGCGCAACCAAUCGAUCAAGCGCCGGCGCACCUACCGGAACAUGCAGACGUUCAACCGCUUCCUGCUGGACGAUGCGGACGACGAUGGGGCCGUCACGCUGCGCCGGAAGCACUUUAAAACGGUCAACAAAAAGCGCACCAUCUCGGAGCACCCGCACGGCGGGAUGCGGCCCGACACGAUGCCGCCGGUCAUGCCGGGGGCGCGCAUUUCUAACACUAACGCCGGGGCGCUCAAAACGCUCGAGGACAACCAGAAAGCCAUCCUGAAGCGGUUGGACGAGCUGGGCAAGGACCUUGACAUUCUUAAGGGUAGAAUAAAAAAGCCUUAGGACACUACGGCAUGUAGUGCGAAAUAA
This is a messenger RNA of Anopheles arabiensis, 3235 nucleotides long. RefSeq names its product transient receptor potential channel pyrexia (gene pyx). NCBI's taxonomy places the organism in Eukaryota, Metazoa, Arthropoda, Insecta, Diptera, Culicidae. The transcript is spliced from 7 exons. Gene Ontology annotation, biological process: transmembrane transport; monoatomic ion transport. Gene Ontology annotation, molecular function: protein binding; monoatomic ion channel activity. The record is from RefSeq and is a predicted model, not a curated record. The coding region runs from base 401 to 3208 and encodes 935 amino acids. Gene Ontology annotation, cellular component: membrane.